AUGAGUAGAAAUGCUGGUAUCCUUAAGCAGAAUGCAAAAGUAUUCAUUUCACGAUCACAAAAUAUCUUCGAAAAUUUAGCGUUUGAGGAAUGGCUGUUGCGGAAUCAUAAAGCAGAUGGGCAGAGUGAAUCGAUGUUGAUUUGGAGCAACAAGCCUGCAGUAGUUAUUGGACGACAUCAGAAUCCAUGGCUAGAAGCGGAUUUAAACUGCUUAAAAUCUAACAAUAUCGAAUUAGCUAGACGUCACAGUGGUGGUGGAGCUGUCUACCACGACUUGGGUAACCUUAACAUAUCCAUAUUAACAUCGUAUCAAAGGCAUAACAGAAAGAGAAAUUUAUAUGUGAUAGCUGAAGCACUCAGUCAAGAAUUUAAUAUCAAAGUAGAGCCGAAUGAUCGCGAUGAUCUAUGGCUACAACCAGGCCAACGAAAAAUCUCAGGAACAGCGGCACGAAUUGUUCGGCAAGUAGCAUAUCACCAUUUGACGUUGCUUGUAAAUGUUGAUGUUGCUAUUCUUAAACGUUCUUUAUCGUCUCCUUUUCGUGAAAUAAUGUUAACAAGUGCUACUCGAAGUGUGCAAGCACCAGCAGUCGGUUAUUUAGCGCAAGAAAUUCCUGGUAUUACAGUUGAGAAAGUGCAGGAUGUCGUUAUCGAAUCAUUUAAGAAACAGUAUUUGCAUACCGAAGUGGCUACGAUUUCAAAUGUAACAGAUGAGGAACAGUUUCCGGGUGUAUUAGAAUAUGAAGAUGAGUUACGAAACUGGGAAUGGAUUUACGGAAGAACACCACAAUUUAUUUUACCACUUUACAGUGACCGAAUAAGGGUCGAACAUGGUAUAAUCACCGAAAGUUUGGAAAAUCAAAAAUUAGUUGGCAGCCGAUUACCGCACGACGUAAUACAGACCUAUUUAGGUUUCACCGUUAAACCUAUUCCUGGGAUUGACACUACCAAAUAUCUGGCUGAAAUGAAAGCUUAUUUACGUGAAAUUCCGAAAGGUUAUGACCCGAAACUUGUCGCCCUAAAUGCUACCAUAAUUGCUGCUCUUUUUGGUGCUUUAAUCUAUCCUCUUUAUGCUUAUUUGAUUGGUGAUAAUAUUGUAACUGAAAAGAAACAAACUGUUUAA
Messenger RNA from Brugia malayi, 1119 nucleotides. Its product is annotated as lipoate-protein ligase, mitochondrial precursor, putative. The record is from RefSeq and is a predicted model, not a curated record. Gene Ontology annotation, cellular component: mitochondrion; cytoplasm. The coding region runs from base 1 to 1119 and encodes 372 amino acids. Gene Ontology annotation, molecular function: lipoyltransferase activity. The transcript has 6 exons. NCBI's taxonomy places the organism in Eukaryota, Metazoa, Nematoda, Chromadorea, Rhabditida, Onchocercidae. Gene Ontology annotation, biological process: protein lipoylation.